AUGGAAUUGGAGGCAUCUAUUGAUGGUCUUCAAUAUCUGAUUGAAUUAGGAUUAGUUGAUAAGAAAUUAAAGCCUAUAUCACUUAAAAAAUAAGGGUAACCUACCGAACCAUUAGAAGUUAUGAAUGACUAUAUUCAAAGACCUCUAACUAUUUAAAAUCCAAAUGAGGUAAAAAUCAUAGUAUUUCACGAAGUAGACUAAUUAAAUGAAUAUCCAUCUCCAUUUAAUAAUGACUAUCUUGGAAUCCUAAAUAAUGAAGACCUAUCAUAGCUGCUACCAGAAUAUUAAAUAUUCAUUCAAAAAUCAUAAUUAUAGAAGAAUCAGGAACUAUUAAAACCAAGAUAUGAAGCACUCUAAAAUUUAAUUGCAUAAAGACCCGAAAAGUAUCUUAAUUUGAAAUCUGGUUUAAAAUAAUAAACAAAUUAGGACUAUUUAUAAUAACAUUAGCAAUUUAUUACUGAAACAACAAACAAGCAAUGGAAAAUGUCCCAAUAUAAGUUUAAAGUUCCUGAUAAAUAUUAAGCUGAUACUACUUAAUUUUACUAAAUCUUGAAAUUCUAUCACAGCUUCAUGUAUUUCUUUGUUAACUGCAUAGAUCUAAAGUUUUAUGAAGGAAUACUCUUAAACAAAUUCAGCUUUAAUGAUUGCAUUUUCUAUGUGACAAAAAGACUUCAGAAUAUAUUUUUAAGACCUGAGUUUAACUCAAACUAAAGAAGUCAAUAAAUCUACGGAAAAUAUUUCAUAGAUCCUAUUCAUCCUCUAUAAAUCUCUUAAUUCAUUCACGAAAACAAGUUGAAGAAUGAUUAAAGUUCUAAUGAGAUCAAGGAUUAAUAUGCUAAAGAUCUGCAGAAGUUCAACUCCAAAAGAUAUCUAACGAUAUAAUAGUACUAUGCUGAAUUGUAAGGCUGCUUUACAUCUAGAGCCACUAGUCCAUAUAAUUUAAAAGUGUUAGGCCUAAAAUACUUCAUAGAUCUCUUCCCUAAAUUUGAAGGUAAAUUUAAAGAGGAUAAAUUAGACAUUAAACAUAUAGAUAUACCUUCUGAAUUGCUAAUAAUGACUCCAAUAACUACUAAUCAGUACCUAGUAAUGUAUGAAAAACUUAAGACGCAGUUAUAUAAAAAAUCUGCUAAAGUUACUUAAUCCUUAGUGGCUACGAGCGUGAGAAUAUUUAAUCAUCAGGUUUAUGAGAAACUUGGUGAUAAUAUAUUAUCAACUCUACUUUACAUUGACUUAUUCGAUGAUAAUAAUCAACUUGAGAGUCAUGUUUUAGAUUCAAAAAGAAAAGAACUUGUUUCAAAUGAAAAUUUUAGAGAAAAGAGUAUUGAUAAGAAAAAUCAACUCUAUAAAUAUCUGAUCUUUGACUUUAAUAAUUUCAAUAUGAUUGUACCACCUGAACUUGAGAAGAUAAACUACCCAAAAUAUAUUAAGAAUAAGACUUAAAUUGAUUUUAAGUCGAGAGGUUACUACAAUUAAUAUCAAUCCUAUUUGAAUUAAAAUAUCUACCAAACUAAUUAAGAUUAUAAAAGCCAGCAAUUACAAGGUAUGAUAGUUCAGUAAAUAGAAGAUUUGAACUUCAUAAUCAGGCUAAUGAUAUAGAUUCCAGAUCUUAAAAAAUCCUUAGACCCGAGAUAUUGGAAGCUCUUUAAAAAUGUAUUAUCGUAGAGACAAGACGCUUUCUUUUAUACAGAUUAAGAUGAAUCUCCUAUUGAGCAUCCUGAGGAGCUAAAGGAAUUUGAUAAUAUUCAAGAAAUCUCAAUAGCUAGAUAUCUUGAAGAAAGAUUAUCUUUUGUUAAUGCUGUUAAGAAGUCUGAGUAAAAGAAAAGGCAUAAAUAAAGAUAAGAAGAAGAAAAGAAGAAGAAAGAUGCGAAUAAAAAAGUCAUAAACAACUAUGAUAUAGAUUAAAAUGACAAGAUGAUCAUGAGAAUAGAUCCAAGUGAUAAAAAGAUAUCAGAUCAAAUCGAGGCUAUCAUUGGAAUGGCGGAGGAUUUAUAUGGUAUAUUGAUGGCUCACAUUUUGACCACAAAAUUUGACUUAUUUAGCAGUAAAGAUAGACAUAAAGAUUAGAAUUUCAACAAUGAUCUUGAAUACAUUGAGUGGAAGUAAAAGAGAUAGGUAAUUAACAUCAAUCAAAUGAAGAAUAGAAUACCUCAAGAGGUGGUAAAAAAACUGUAUUAAGAGAAAAAAACAUAAUUUGACUUUAUUAAGAACUACAUUUUGGAUCUGGUGAGAAAUGAUACAAAAUAGCCUGAUUUAGAGAGUGAGAAAUUAAGAUAGCUAUUACAAUAAGAUUAGGAUUACUUAAAGUUAGGAGAAGAAUAAUUAAAUUUUGAUAUCUAAUCAAGAAUACAAAACAAUUUCGACAGUUUCUUAGUGCAAGCUUGCGUCAAUCAGACAUAUCUAGAGCAAAUAAAAGACAAAAAAGAACAACAACAAUUAAUAGAUAACAGCUGGAUGGAAAAACUGGGAGAGUCAUUAAUCAACUACCACACAAUGAAAAGAUUCUGUCAUUUUGAAAAAAAAAUUGAUCCGUAGAUUCUUCAUGACAGAAAGAGCGAAGUCAACAGUUUCUUGUUCUUGGAGUUAGUUGGAGUUUACCUUUAACUAGAUAAGGUACUCUUCUAUGAUAAAGGUAAGUACAGUACUAAAGAUGUUGCUAAGUUUAUAGGCUUAGCCUAAGACUACUUAAGCAUAAAUGAGCUUCAUCCUUAUCACAAGCCAGUUAUUAAAAGUAUUAGUAUCAUUCAAAGAGAUCAGUCAGGGAUUAAUAUAAGCAGGAUAUCAGGGUUAUCAUCGUUUUUGGAUGACUCUCAGCUAGUCAAAGAGAGUUUCAAUACCGAUGCAUAUACUGAGGAUAGAACUGCAAAUGAUUCUACCCUUGAAUCCCUUGAACAAUCUAAAUUCAAUUUUGAUGAUACUUUCAUGACUUAGAAAUCUUCAUAAAUUAAGUACUAAAGCAGUUACGAAACUUUAACUAAUGAGUCUCAAAAAGUAUUCUACCAACUAAACCAAUCUUACAAUCCUAAGAUAUUUGGAAGAUGCUUUAGAAAGAUUAUUGGGGCAAUAUUUUUAUCUACUUAAAGCAUUUAUGCGACUUGUGCAAUUCUUGAGAAGAUAUUAGGUCCUAUUCUAGAUGUAAUUGGUCAUGACUUCAGAGAUAAUCAUCAUAGAAUGAGAUGCUAUGAUUUCAUCAAGGAAUCGAGCCAACUUAACUAAUAUAACCUCUCACAUACUAUGGUAUCUGAAACUCAGCAGAUUAUAAUUAAAGGAUUCCUAAGAGAUGUAAAAAACACUAUGCCUGAGGUACUCAUAUUUGAGCGAAUAUUCCAGUUGAAUGAGCCUAAUAAGGUAAAGACUUUUUAUAAGGAAUUAGUACCCAGAAUAGAAAAACUUAAGACAGUUAAUAUCUAAGACCCAGUAGCUCUUGAAAAAGCAUUAGGAGAAACAAGAGAUGCACCGAAUUAGAAGUCAGCUAGCAAGCCUAUGAAUAAGAGCAAAAAAUGA
Stylonychia lemnae is the source of this 3501-nucleotide messenger RNA. The record is from the annotation of a GenBank genome assembly. Lineage: Eukaryota; Ciliophora; Spirotrichea; Sporadotrichida; Oxytrichidae.